UUACUACUCACAAAACAAUAAUAUACUAUUUCAUGGUUUGUGUCAUUCGAACUUCUGCCAAUGAUGACUUUUUAUUAAUUAUUCCAAUUCAGUAUCAAUUAGUUUACCCUUUUAUUUCUUUUCAUUGAUGAAUUCUGCUACUCCAUCCCAAGAUACACAAGCUACUUUUAUAACUGAAAUCGGCCCUUCUACAUCUUCCACCCAUGCCAAUAGAUAUAUACCGAGUGGAAGAAUAAUAGACUGCUGCACACUAUGCGAGUAUGGUGUUAUUACAGUGACUUGUGGAGUGUGCUUUCGUGAAACCCAUAAAAAGUGUGCAGAAGCUUUCCUCAGGGGAACUGAUAAAAAAUUUGACGUCGAUUUGGACACUUGGAGAUGUCCUAGAUGCGUAACCAUGGUUCAUUUGAACGACCCUGGCAGUUGCGAUAAGAAGAAGAGUCAGGGUAGAAGGAACAGCCAAAAGUUCAGCAUUCGUCACAAUGGAAGAGACCACCACCCCAUCGAAAGAAGGAUCGGAAAGCCUUUCCAAGCACAGCUCCCACAGACACAGCACUCAUCCAUCUUCUAUAGCCUCCGAGAGGAGGGUAGGUGAUAGCCGUACCAUGACCCGUGGAGAUUCCAGGAGGAUGUCCAGGUUGUCGGAAACUGUAACGGUGAUCUCGGACUGCGGGAAAGUCCCGGACACCUGCGUGCUCUGCGGCCACGGCAUACCUUACACCAAGUGCAACUGCUGCGAGAACGAGGCCCACGAUAGGUGCAUCGAGGCCUUCUUUUGCACCACUGGCAAGAGGGUGAACCUGGAGAAUUGGUGCUGUCCCAAGUGUGUCACUUUGUGCCACUUGGAUAAGGAGGACGCUGCGCGUAAAGAUGAGCAGUUCAAGGAGGAGUCGAAAUCUAACCAAGUAGAUAUGUUAGAAGACGUGCCAGUCGUUGAAAUCGAAUGCCCUUUCUGUAAAAUCGAUAUGGAUCUGAAAAACUGCGAGUGUAGAGAGUGCGUGGGAUGCCUCAAGAAGAGCCUGCAAUCGCAUAGAUGCUCAUGCGACUCGGAGGGUAAACCUCAGAUGCUGAGAUACAACAAGUGUCUUCAGUAUAGAGACUUCAGCACGAAGAUCGAAUAUAAAUAUCUGGAAGACGAAGAGGAAGAGGGAGAGGAAGAUAGAUUCGAGAUUGUCGAGAAAGGGCAUAAGCCUAGGCAUGAGCCAAGGCAUGAGCCGAGGCAUGAGCCAAGGCAUGAGCCGAGGCAUGAGCCAUGGCAUGAGCCGUGGCAAGAGCAGGAAGAAGAGGUGGAACAAAGCCUUUUGGUUAAAAUUUGCUGGUCUAUUGCCUGGUGUCUACUACUCAUCAGUUUUGCAUUUCCCAUAGCACUCAUCAGUUCUUUGAUCUUCAUUGUUGUCUACUGCGUCGAAGCGUGUUGUAAGUGUUGCCAUCCCGUGUGCAACUUCUUCAUGGAAGGAAUUAAGCUGCCUGGUACCUGUUGCAGAGGUAUCUGUUCAGGAGAUCCUAUGUGCUCAUCCAGUGACAAUGCUAAAAAGGAAAAAACCUGAUAACUCACAGAAUAAUUGAAAUAUAUCUUCGUCUCCAUGAAAAUAUAAUUUUAGGGGAAAAA
Molecule: messenger RNA, 1606 nt
Organism: Harmonia axyridis
Lineage: Eukaryota; Metazoa; Arthropoda; Insecta; Coleoptera; Coccinellidae
Exons: 6
Coding region: 480-1544 (354 amino acids)
Source: RefSeq, a predicted model, not a curated record